Messenger RNA from Onychostruthus taczanowskii (white-rumped snowfinch), 5005 nucleotides. It is a transcript of the gene PRDM10, whose product is annotated as PR/SET domain 10. The transcript is spliced from 23 exons. Gene Ontology annotation, biological process: regulation of transcription by RNA polymerase II. Gene Ontology annotation, cellular component: nucleus. Gene Ontology annotation, molecular function: RNA polymerase II transcription regulatory region sequence-specific DNA binding; protein binding; DNA-binding transcription factor activity, RNA polymerase II-specific. The coding region runs from base 1275 to 4877 and encodes 1200 amino acids. NCBI's taxonomy places the organism in Eukaryota, Metazoa, Chordata, Aves, Passeriformes, Passeridae. The record is from RefSeq and is a predicted model, not a curated record.
GUUUAUUUAGCUUGUCUGAAAAUGUCUGAUGUGUUCAAUACAGUGAGAAAAAUCAACAAUUGCAAAGGAUAAUCCAUAGGUGAACAGUGUGCAGAGCAAGCAGAGAGCGCUCCCUGCAUGCCAGUGAUUUGGCAGUGCUUAUGUCCAAAAUUUCACAUUUAUUUCUGCUAAAAAACUACCAAAGCUGAGAGAAGACCACAGGGAAGUAGUUAAAAUUUUGAGACACUGUGGCUGUCAGUGUCAAGACAGGGAAUUGCGAGCGGAAUCUAGGGAAGGAAAUAAGAUUGUGCAGAAUUAACGAGGAGGAGCAUCCUAUGAAUGAUCAGUGAGUAAAGUUAGUUUGAUCUUCGUGUCAUCAGUGUCAGAAAACUUGCUCAGGUGUUGGUGUUUUGUGGCAGUUCUAUUGUCAGUGACUUUGGGUUAGAUUUUUCCAGCUUCUGGGCUUGACUGCAGGGCUUAUUUCACAGGUGAGUUUCAACAUUUGCUCCUGCCUCCUGCCCUAUAUAUUGCCUGUCCCUGGGACCUCUCUGGGACACAGCCUGUCUCCUCUUGCAUUAUCUUCUUUCUCAGCCCAUCCAUGUUUCCAGGGAAAUGUGCUUUUCAGUGUGUUUUCAUGAUUACAGAUGUACUGAGGGAAUGCAUACCAGAGGUCAAUCCUAGGAUGAAUUUGGAAGUACAGAAGUUGAAAGCAUCAGUAAAUCCUGCAGUUACUGCUAUUGUUCCUUAUUGCUGCACAAUUGGCUGGGCUGAGCUGUGUAUUAGUUUCAUUUCUGUCAAGAACAGCAAUGACCAGAUUGUUUAUAGAAUCUGCAGCACUGGGGCACUGAAUUUGGUUCAGCCUUGCUUUAUUUUUCCCCCAAGAUUUUAAGUUAGUGCUAACUUUCAGAACCAUGAAAUGAUUGUCUUUUGCUUUUCUUUCCAACUUUUUGGUACUUCUUUUUUCAGAGAUGAAUCUUAAUUCCCCGUUUUGUCUUUUAAAGACCCUGCCUGAGCCCUUCAGUCUCCUUUGUACUCAAGUUGUAAGUUAUCUGUGCCAAAAUGACUCUGCAGGAGUGAGUCAGCAUCUUCCUUCAGACCUUCAUUGUCUGCUGGUGGGGAAGGUCAGCCAAAAAUUCUACUUGUUGCAUCAUGUGGAAUUAGCCAGAACUGUGCCUUUCCCUUAAUUCAAUUAGUAGCCAUGUUGCUGAAGAUCACCUUGUCUUCUGGAAGCAGAAACACAAUGAACAGAUGAAUCCCUUCAGCCGGAUAUUACUCCAGUAGGUCUCCUCCUCCUCAUGGAGCACACAGGCAGGGAGGAGAUGGACUUGAAAGAGGAAAGUCCUCAGGUGUGGACUGAAUCUGCAGGACAGGAACAGAGUACUGCUCAGGUGCACUUUGUCCCCGAGGGGGGGGCAGUGGCCCAGAUCAUGUACAGUGAUGAGCAGGAGCGCGGCCCUGCACAGCAGGUGGUUUACACGGCUGACGGCACCUCCUACACCUCUGUGGACACCUCGGAGCACACCCUCGUUUACAUCCACCCCGUGGAAGCUACGCAGACUCUGUUUACAGAUCCGUCCCAAGUGGCUUACGUCCAACAGGAUGCUACCACCCAGCAGGUAACGGUGCUCUUGCCUGCUGCUGCUCAGAGCAUGAAUCCCACCAACCUGUCUGUGCUCGGCAGCGUUGCUGACCCCCCCCAGCCAGUGGCUCUGGAGCAGGGGCCACAAGCAGAUAGAGCAUCGUUACCGGUGCAUAACCAGGUGUUACCUCCUAUGGAGGCUGUGGAUGGUUCUGAUCCUUUGGCACCUCUGCAGAAUCAAAUGGAAAGGAUAGAAACAAAAGAGGAAGAUGAUGAGGAUGAAGAUGAGGAUGAAGAUGGUGAAGACACUGACAUGGACGAGUGGGAUCCAGAUCCACCUCGACCCUUUGAUCCCAAUGAUUUGUGGUGUGAAGAGUGUAAUAACGCACAUCCCUCAGUGUGUCCAAAACACGGACCUUUGCAUCCCAUCCCAAACCGGCCUGUGCUGACCAGGGCAAGGGCCAGCCUUCCCCUGGUACUCUAUAUAGACAGGUUUUUGGGAGGUGUGUUCUCCAAAAGGCGCAUCCCAAAGCGUACACAGUUUGGGCCUGUGGAAGGACCCCUGGUCAGACAGACUGAGCUCAAAGACUGCUAUAUCCAUUUGAAGGUUUCUCUUGAUAAGUGUGACAGAAAAGACCGAGACUUGCAAGAGGACUUGUGGUUUGAACUUUCCAGUGAGGCUCUGUGUAACUGGAUGAUGUUUGUGCGUCCAGCUCAAAAUCACCUGGAGCAGAACCUGGUGGCCUAUCAGUACGGCCACCACAUUUAUUACACCACCAUUAAAAAUGUGGAGCCCAAGCAGGAACUCAAGGUGUGGUAUGCUGCCUCCUACGCUGAGUUUGUGAACCAGAAGAUCCAUGACAUAACUGAGGAGGAAAGGAAGGUGCUCAGGGAGCAGGAAAAGAACUGGCCAUGUUACGAGUGCAGUCGGCGUUUCAUGAGCUCGGAGCAGCUCCAGCAGCACCUCAACUCCCAUGACGAGAAGCUGGACUUCUUCAGCAGCAGAACCAGAGGCCGAGGUCGUGGGCGAGGAAAGAGAAGAUUUGGACCAGGCAGACGCCCUGGGCGCCCUCCCAAAUUCAUGCGCAUGGAAGUAACCAGUGAAAAUGGUGAAAAGUGCGAAGAAGGAACACAGGACUUGCUGCAUUUUUCCAGCAAGGGGCAGUUUGAUGAGGCCGGACAAGCCCCACUGAAUGGGCUGGAGCAGCAGGAACAGACUCCAGUGCCAACAGAGCCUCAAGCAGCACUGGAGCAGCAGGAAAACCAUGUGCUCCAUGUACAGCCACAGCACGAGGGCAACACGGUGCCCACACAGAGCACUGUGACAGCAGAUGACAUGAGGCGAGCAAAGCGCAUCAGGAAUGCAGCUCUGCAGCACCUGUUCAUCCGGAAAUCCUUCCGCCCGUUCAAAUGCUUGCAGUGUGGGAAGGCCUUCCGGGAGAAGGACAAGCUGGACCAGCACCUGCGGUUCCAUGGGCGGGAAGGGAACUGCCCUUUGACCUGUGACAUCUGCAACAAGGGCUUCAUCAACAGCGGUGCCCUCGAGGGCCACAUGAAGUUCCACAUGGACCAGAAAACAUACUCCUGCAUUUUCUGCCCUGAGUCCUUUGACCGCUUGGAUCUGCUUAAGGAUCACGUGGCCAUCCAUGUCAAUGAUGGCUAUUUCACCUGCCCCACCUGCAAGAAACGCUUCCCAGAUUUUAUCCAGGUCAAGAAACAUGUGCGCAGUUUCCAUUCUGAGAAGAUUUACCAGUGUACAGAGUGUGACAAGGCUUUUUGCCGCCCUGACAAGCUGCGACUCCACAUGCUGCGGCACUCGGACCGCAAAGACUUCCUGUGCUCCACCUGUGGCAAGCAGUUCAAGAGGAAGGACAAGCUGCGAGAGCACAUGCAGAGAAUGCACAACCCAGAGAGGGAGGCCAAGAAGGCUGAUCGGAUCAGCCGCUCCAAAACCUUCAAGCCCCGGAUCGCGUCCACUGACUAUGAGAGCUUCAUGUUCAAGUGCCGCCUCUGCAUGAUGGGCUUCCGCCGCAGGGGCAUGUUGGUGAAUCAUUUAUCAAAGAGACAUCCAGACAUGAAAAUAGAAGAGGUGCCAGAGCUCACGUUGCCCAUCAUAAAACCCAACAGAGAUUACUUCUGUCAAUACUGCGAUAAGGUGUACAAGAGUGCCAGCAAACGCAAAGCACACAUACUGAAAAACCAUCCUGGUGCUGAGCUACCUCCAAGCAUCCGGAAACUGCGUCCUGCAGGACCGGGAGAGCCAGAUCCUAUGCUAAGCACCCACACACAGCUGACAGGCACCAUCGCCACCCCUCCAGUGUGCUGCCCUCACUGUUCCAAGCAAUACAGCAGUAAGACAAAGAUGGUGCAGCACAUCCGCAAGAAGCACCCAGAGUUUGCUCAGCUCCCGAACACGAUCCAUGCGCCACUGGCAACGGCUGUCAUCAGUUCCACGCCAGCUGUUCUCACCACUGACAGCACAACUGGAGAAACUGUUGUGACAACAGAUUUACUGACCCAAGCAAUGACAGAGAUAUCCCAGACUCUCACUACAGAUUACCGGACUCCCCAGGGAGAUUACCAGCGCAUCCAGUACAUCCCUGUGUCUCAAUCCACAACUGGCUUGCAGCAGCCUCAGCACAUACAGCUGCAGGUUGUUCAAGUGGCCCAGGCUACCUCACCUCACCAGUCCCAGCACUCCACAGUGGAUGUUGGGCAGCUCCAUGACCCCCAGACAUACACCCAACAUGCCAUCCAGGUGCAGCACAUCCAGGUGACAGAGCCAUCACCAGCAACUCAGUCAUCAUCACAGGCUGGGGGUCAGCCUUUGAGUCCCUCCUCGCAACAACCUCAGCAGGAGCUCAGCCCCUCACAGAUGCAGACAACUACAUCGACACCAAACCAAGCCCUCCAGCAGCAGCAAGGCUCCUCAGUCCAGCACACAUAUCUUCCCAGCAACUGGAACUCAUUUCGGAGCUACUCAUCAGAGAUUCAGAUGAUGACCAUCCCCCAAGGGCAGUACGUGAUCACGGAGACUGCUGUGGGUACCCCGGUCACCUCUGUCAACACAGGGCAAGUAAAAGCAGUUACUCAGACUCACUACGUGAUAUCUGAAGGUCAGCCUGAUCUGGAUGGUAAACAAAACUCUUCACUCUCCAGUGAGGUUUCCCAGCCCACAGCCCACACAGAUCCCUUGGAAUCCCAGACAAGCAACCAGCAGCAAACCACCCAGUACAUCAUCACAACCACCACCAACGGGAGUGGCGGGAGUGAAGUGCACAUCUCCAAACCCAGGACUUUCUCAGCAGAGCAUGAGUGAAAGAGCCUCAUGGUGCCAUUUGCUUGUCCUUGCCACCUCCCUGACAGCCCAGAUGUGGGGGUACCCUGGGGCUCUGUAUGUUUUAAUGUAUAUGCUCACUUACCUUCCACUAAAACCUUGGAGCUCUU